UUUCAUUGCUCUCCUCCCCCCCCCAUGUCCCAGCAGGAGAACCUCGAACAAUCUUAUGAACCAUGAACUUGACAAAGCUGUUGUCAAAGAACCUAAUCCAAAAUGGGAUAGUUAGCAGAUUUUAUUAUACAAAUAGGGUCAACAAAGCCACGUUAUAUUCCAGAAUCAGCCCUUUGGGGAGCCCUGACAAAAGCGUCGAGCCUGAGCUUGAAGACUGGCUCAAAAAUGGAAAGAAAAUUCGAGUCGCUGAGCUUCAACGCAUCAUUCACGAUCUUCGCAAACGAAAGCGCUUUACUCAGGCUCUUGAGGUGUCUGAAUGGAUGAAUAAGAAGGGUAUUUGCACCUUUUCACAUACUGAACAUGCGGUGCAGUUGGAUCUCAUUGGUAGAGUUCGUGGAUUUCUUUCUGCAGAAAGCUAUUUUGAUAGUUUGAAGGACCAAGAUAAAACUGAUAAGACAUAUGGUGCUCUUCUGAAUUGUUAUGUGAGGCAGCGCCAGACAGACAAGUCCCUCUCUCACUUGCAGAAAAUGAAGGACUUGGGUUUUACCUCAUCACCUCUUACUUACAAUGGUAUCAUGUGCCUCUACACAAAUAUCGGACAGCAUGAGAAGGUACCUGAUAUAAUGAGGGAGAUGAAAGAGAACAAAGUCUCCCCUGACAACUUCAGUUACAGAAUCUGCAUCAAUGCCUAUGGUGUAAUGUCUGAUCUCGAGGGAAUGGAAAGAAUUUUGAAGGAGAUGGAGAGUCAAUCUCACAUUAAGAUGGAUUGGAACACAUACGCCGUUGUAGCCAAUUUUUGCAUAAAAGCAGGUCUCACUGAAAGGGCAAUCGAUGCUCUAAAAAAAUCAGAACAGAAGCUAGAUAAUAAAGAUGGAACUGCAUUCAAUCAUCUAAUAUCACUAUAUGCAAACUUGGGGAAUAAAGCUGAGGUCUUGAGAUUAUGGGGUCUAGAGAAAGCUUCUUGUAAAAGGUAUAUAAACAAGGACUUCAUUACUAUGCUGCAAUCUCUUGUGAAGCUUGAUGCAUUUGAAGAAGCUGAGAAAGUACUUGUGGAGUGGGCAUCGUCUGGCAACUGUUAUGAUUUUCGGGUACCAAGUAUCAUCAUUAUUGGCUAUGCUGAAAAGGGUCUACAUGAAAAGUCAGAAGCAAUGCUUGAAAACCUGAUGGAAAAAGGUAAGGUUACCACCCCUAACAGUUGGGGUGUUGCGGCUGCAGGUUACCUAGAUAAAGGUCAGGUGAGAAAGGCUUUGGAGUGUAUGAAAACUGCCCUAUUUUUAACUGUGGAGAAUAAGGGGUGGAGACCCAACCUUAGGGUGAUUACAAGCAUCUUGGAAUGGCUAGGUAAUGAAGGCAGUAUUCAAGAUGCGGAAGAUUUCGUGGCCUCAUUCAGGACAGUCAUUCCAGUUGACCGGAAAAUGUAUAACGCCUUGUUAAAGGCAACUAUUAGAGAUGGUAAAGGAGUGGAUAAACUUUUGGACCUCAUGAAAGCUGAUAAAAUAGAUGAAGACGAAGAAACAAAAACAAUAUUGGCCAUGAAGUCCAGCUAAGUUUUAAUACAUUAGUUAUUCAUCAUUCAUGUUAUUCCAUCUGCGGGGUAUAGUUGUUGUUCAGAAUCAGAAUGUACUUUCUUUUUGUUUGUUAAUUUGCUUCAACGAUUGAUGUGAAUUUUUUGUUCUGAAUUGUUUAGCAUGAGUAGUCAACUUGUCAGUUGUAAUCCA
Molecule: messenger RNA, 1718 nt
Organism: Theobroma cacao (cacao)
Lineage: Eukaryota; Viridiplantae; Streptophyta; Magnoliopsida; Malvales; Malvaceae
Product: Tetratricopeptide repeat (TPR)-like superfamily protein
Cellular component (GO): mitochondrion
Molecular function (GO): protein binding
Source: RefSeq, a predicted model, not a curated record